Messenger RNA from Hydractinia symbiolongicarpus, 4523 nucleotides. RefSeq lists its product as uncharacterized. Gene Ontology annotation, biological process: SCF-dependent proteasomal ubiquitin-dependent protein catabolic process. Gene Ontology annotation, molecular function: protein binding. The transcript is spliced from 20 exons. The coding region runs from base 65 to 2404 and encodes 779 amino acids. NCBI's taxonomy places the organism in Eukaryota, Metazoa, Cnidaria, Hydrozoa, Anthoathecata, Hydractiniidae. The record is from RefSeq and is a predicted model, not a curated record. Gene Ontology annotation, cellular component: SCF ubiquitin ligase complex.
UAAUGAUGACCAGAGCUGCGGCAGAUAUAAUUAUUUUGUACUUUUUUAACAUAGCUAGCUAGUUAUGUCAAAAAAUAAUGACGAAACUCUGCUAACUUUAAUGUCAAUGGGAUUUGAGUAUGCUGAGUGUAAAACCGUUUUGCAGGAUGGCUUAAAAGACGUAGAAGAAGCGAUUCAAAGACUCCUGUGUAAAAAGGGUGGUAGCAAAGAAGAAAAUUAUGAAGUAAAUGACGUUUUAAAUGGCAGUCGAAACUCAUUAGAUGAAGCUUGUCCCACAUCUUAUGAUGUUGUAGAAAAUGAGAAAAUAAAAAGCCGCUAUGAGUUAUCUGAUAAACAUCAUCAACAAAAGGAACAGUUUAAUAAAAAAUAUAGAGAUGCUAUUGACCAAUCAGCAAAAAAGCAACGGCUUGAAGAAAGAAAACUGAAGCAAGAUAUUCUCAAUAAAAUAAAAUUGGAUAGACAAAGUAAAGUGGAAAAGAGACUUGUAAUGUCUAGUGCAACUCAACCUGUUUUAAAAGAAAGAGGUAAUAAAGAUGAAGUACCAGUUAAAUCUGAUUGUAAAAUACAGAUUCGACUUCCAUCUGGAGCAACCCUGCAAGCAUCAUUUGACAGGCACUGCUUGUUGAAAUCUGUAAUGAAAUAUGUAACAAAUCAUGUAGAUAUCAGUAACGUCUUACAGAAUCCCUCAUUAAUGCAACCAUUUCCAAGACGUGAGUUCACAGAAAAAGAUAUGGGAAAGACGUUAAACGAUCUUUCCCUUUAUCCAUCGGCAAUGUUAGUUGUCCAUGAACAAUGUCAACCCUCUAUUGACAUGCAAGAACAUGAGGGUGGUGAUUGUUUAGAAGGCCACAUUGAUGCAUCUGAUAAAGGUUUAAACAAUCAAGCAUGUGCUAACUCCAGAAUUCUUCAGGGAAGAUUUAUUAAUAAUGUAGAAGAUAACAUUUCACAUUGUAACGACCAGAGUAAAAAACAUGGUCACCAUUCAGAUUCUUUCUUAUUUCAACAAGCUGUUGAAAAACGUCUACGACACACUGGUUUAGGUUCUCCAGAAGAUAUAGUAAACAUCUCUCGUGAUAUUCCACAGUUGCAACAACUUGCUGCAAAAUGUGCUGCUUGUCAUUUGUUACAACUGCAUCCAAAUGUUGUUAACUCAAUGGCAAGAUUAUCAUCAAAAUCUGCAACAACUAUUAUGACGUACCUGAAAUCAAAAAAGAAGCUAACUCCGAAUGUUAUGAAUUUUUUUCUUCCAUGUAAAUUGCAAGAGAUCAAUUUGGAUUUUUAUAUGUUAACUACUAAUGAUCUGUUGGAAAGGAUGAGGUGGCAUUAUAACAUUUCGAAAAUGAGCUUGAAAUCAUGUGCUUGCAUCACUGACACUGGGUUAUCAACAGCUCUUACAGGGUUACAUUCAUUGCAAUAUCUAAACUUGACAGAAUGUACACAAUUAACAGGACGAAUACUUGACCAUAUUGCAGAGUUAACAAAGCUAAGAGUAUUAAUCAUGGACAGGACAAAGGUAAAAGAUAAAAAUGUGCAACAGUUUUUCAAAACAACAAAAUCACAAAGUUUAACUGAACUGAGUUUUAAUUAUUGUUCAAUAGGAAGCGAUGCAUUUCAUGAUGUUCCAGAGUGUCCUUCUCUUGUGGUAUUGUCAGUCAACCACACCAAGGUAUCUCGUUUGGAUUUUAUUACACAAUUUAACAAUUUAAGGAUGCUUGGAAUAAAAAGCACUUCAGUAACAGACGAUCAAACAGUCCUUCUCGAAGGUUUGACUGGCUUGUUUUCACUUGAACUUCAGGGGACUCCUGUAACGAAUGAAGGUUUACCAUCAAUUAAAGGUUUAAAACUAACACAUUUGUCUUUACCUGAUCGACAAAUGGUUGACGACGUAACAAUUUCUAUUAUAGCAGGAUGUCCUCUCAAUUCACUGGAUUUAGGAGGUUAUAUUAAACUCACAGGGCGUUGUCUUUACAGCAUAUCUCAAAUGAAAAGUCUCAAAGAUUUAUCAUUGUCCAACACCAAGAUAACUGAUAAUGGCAUCGAGUUGCUAUGUGGACUGGAUCGUUUGGAAGCGUUGGAUCUAUCAAGAACAUCAAUUUCAAAUCGUAUUAGCGUUGUUUUAAUUGCUCUUCCGUUACUUGAAACUUUGAAUUUAUCCUGGACGAAGGUGGACGACGACGUUGUCGAGCACUUAAAUAGUUGUUGUAAUUUGAUGAAACUGAAUUUAGCACACACAGGUAUAACGAAUAAAGGAAUAGCACGAUUAGUUCUUCAUUAUCUAAACGUGUUGUUGUUGGAUUGGACGGAAGUGACGUUAGAGGGAAUUCAACAAUGUUUAGAAAACUGCUGCCGGUUAAUGACAGUCCGAAACAGCAAAUAUAAAGUUUCCUUCACAAAGAACGGUUGAUGGUUAUAUACGAUUCUCUUUUUUAAGAUCUCCACUUCUCUCUAAGCAUCGUCUGCCGAUGAGCAGAAGUCAAAGAAUAUUAUAUAUAAAAUAAUGAAUAAAUUUUAAUUGGUGAUGGGUAGUUGUUACGAAAUGUUACCCUAUAUUUUUUUGCAUAAGAACUUGAAAAUUUGAAAUAAGGCUGCUUCUGCGAAAAACACAAUUAGUUUUAUGUUAAAUGAAGAAAACAAAAGAAUAAAGAAUUAAACGUUGCCUUGUGAGCUAUGUGAUUAAAUAGUCCUAUUUAAAAAAUAAACCACAAGACAGGUAUAAGUACACGAAGCCAAGUUUAGAUUUUGUCUUUCUUCCUCCAAAGUAAUAUCUUGGAGGGACGGUCGUAUUAAUCACGGCAUAAAAGACUAAUUAAAAUACUUUUAAAACACAUGAAAAAGAUUCAUCAAUGCGAAUAAUGCAAUUAAUAUGUGCUUAAAAACAUCCACUAUCUGGUACUAAAUAUGUUUAUAAGUAAAAACAUGCACCUUCCAUCACAUGCGAAUAUUAAUUCCCCAGAAGUGCGAAUAUUUCACAUUCUUUUUUAAACUGUGAAAUUUCUGAUAAAGCCAAUAAGUGCUCUUCAAUGUUUAUUUUUAUAAUUCUUUCGUUUUUCUUGACAAUUCUUGUUAUUUGUAAGUUUUGUAGUUCGUACUCUAGGUAUACGUUUUGGAAAGUUUAAUAUUUUAUUGUUGUGUAUUAAAAUAAAUUGUAAAAAUAAAUUAAAAUAAGUCCGGACGUCUGAUUUUCCGAUAAUGUUAAUGUUGUUCACAAAUGCAGGAUGUCUGCCAGGAAAUCUUAUUUUAAGACUAGUUGACCUUGAAAUCCUGAUCCUCGUGAGUUCAUCUGUGAAAACAGGUAUUCCCACGCGUGUCGUUAACAAGUAAUCGAUCAUAGUCUUUUUGUAUAAACAUAGUGUAUACUUUUUCAGCUUCGGUAUGUUAAUGAAACAAUUUUCACCUUAACCUUUCCCCAGGACAAAUAUAAAAAGCGUAACAAUUCCUAAGGAUGAGGUUUAUUUCAACCCUGAAAAAUGAAAACUAAAUGAAAACUUUUUUGAACUUUUAGGAUGUAUAGUUAAAACUUUGGUGCGAGCCACUUGAAUUUUGAAAAUCUUUGAAAGCAUGCUUUAAUUGAAGAGCUAAAAAAAGUGCGUUUGCUCAAUCAAAUAUCAUUUUUGACCACUCCCCCUUUAUUCGCUCGAGUUCGCGUUUGUCAUACCUUGAAACUUCUCAACGUUUAAAUGUAAUGCUUAUUAUUGAAAAAUUUUACUUUUUCAUAAAAGUAUUUAGUAUUCAUCUCGCAAAACCCAAUAUUCAAAAAUAACUAAAGGUCAAAAUUUUGAAGGGUUUAGUGGCUUCACGAAAGCCUAGCUUAUGACGGAAGGAAAGUUUUGAGGGCAAUGAGGACAAAAACAACAUCUUAAAUCCUCUUUGAUAUCGUGUUUGACAUCCAAAUAUAACUAAAAUUAUGUAUAUAUACUUUUUUUAUUUAAAAAAUGUGCCAAAUCAUAGAAAAGCGAUUUUUUCUUUGCCAAUAAUGUGGAUGUAACUUUUUGUAGCUUGACCAUCUGAUUGGUCUCGUUAUUACGCUAUUUUAUUCAGAAUGUGCGAGGAUGGUGCGAGGGAUGGAGCGAGGAUUAUCAGUGACGGAGAUCUUACCUUGAGCCGUUUUAUAGCCACUUUAAUUUUCCACUUGUUUUGAUAAGGCUUGUUUUCGAGAAAAAGUCAGAUAUUAGUACAAAAUUAAAAACUGUGUUGUUUCUCAUAUAGCAAAUUUCACAAUUUUUAAAGUUUGAAUCAAGGAAUUUAUAUAUCAAUGCCAUUUUUUUAAAAAAAAGGUCAUGAAAAGCUGCGAGGCAUUCAAAGUCUCGAGUUCCGGGUUCCGAGUGGUCAAAGUCCUGGAUCCCGAGUCCCACUUUUCCGAUAUGCCAAGAUGGAUUCUCGGAAUUUUUAUUUGAAAUCGGUACUUCGUCGUAGAGCUUAGUUUAUGGAAUCGUUGUUCUCCGACUUACUUACGGGAAAAGUCAUUGAAAAAUGUUCUAAGGCAAACAUAAUCACAGAUCCUACUGGUUGGACAGUUAUUUCUU